This is a messenger RNA of Xiphias gladius (swordfish), 2187 nucleotides long. It is a transcript of the gene tmem30b, whose product is annotated as transmembrane protein 30B. The transcript is spliced from 8 exons. Gene Ontology annotation, biological process: phospholipid translocation. NCBI's taxonomy places the organism in Eukaryota, Metazoa, Chordata, Actinopteri, Istiophoriformes, Xiphiidae. The record is from RefSeq and is a predicted model, not a curated record. The coding region runs from base 138 to 1157 and encodes 339 amino acids. Gene Ontology annotation, cellular component: plasma membrane; Golgi apparatus; endoplasmic reticulum.
GAACAGGAUGGGAGGGGAAGGUGGGGGUAGACAGGUAAAGGUGCUCUGUUCAGGCGCGUCUACUACUCACGGAAGCAUACCGAUGUUUUGUUGAUUCCUUCGUUUUUCCAUUUUUAGACGACGGUGUAAACAAGAAAAUGGUGAAACGAGAGCAGGUGUCAGCCAACCGGCCCGACAACACCGCCUUCACUCAGCAGAGGCUUCCAGCAUGGCAGCCCAUGCUCUCUGCUGGCAUUGUCAUCCCAGGGUUUGUCGUCAUUGGUCUGGCCUUCAUCGGCAUUGGCGUUGCUCUCUUUAUCACUUCGCGGAGCAUCCAAGUGUUGGAGAUAGACUACACUGGGGUUGAGAGAAACUCGCCAUGCUUCAAGUGCACCGAUACAAAUCGCAAGAACUGUGUAUGCAAAGUGGACUUCUCCAUUGACAAACUCUUCAAGGGGCCCGUGUUCUUUUAUUAUGGUUUGUCCAACUUCUUCCAGAACUACAGAAAGUAUGGUGUGUCUAAAGAUGAUGACCAGCUGUCUGGAGACCUGGAAUACUUUACGAGCCCCAGUGAUACCUGUGUUCCCUACGAGUAUGACAGCAAGAACAAACCAAUUGUACCAUGCGGAUCAAUAGCAAACAGCAUGUUCAAUGAUACCUUCAAGCUGUAUCAGAUUGUCAAUGGGGCAAAUAAGCAGGUGUCCUUGGAUGGAAAAGGGAUUGCUUGGUGGACAGACUACAACAUCAAAUACAGAAACCCCACUGUCACACCUCUGAAGAACGCCUUCAACGGUACUGUGAAACCAAUAUUUUGGCCCAAGCCUGCUUACGAGUUGGACCCCUCAGACCCUGCCAAUAACGGCUUCAUCAACCAAGAUUUCCUGGUGUGGAUGAGGAGGGCAGCCCUGCCAGAUUUCAGAAAGCUGUAUCGACGAAUCACUGAGGGUGAUUAUGCACAGGGACUGCCAGCUGGAAACUACUCCCUUGAAAUUGCCUACAACUAUCCUGUUCUGAGCUUUGAAGGCAGAAAGAAGGUGGUGUUCAGCAAUGUGUCCUGGAUGGGUGGCAAGAAUGAGUUCCUGGGUAUUGCCUAUCUCGUGAUUGGUUCAAUGUGUGUUUUCAUGUCCAUAGUCAUGCUUAUCGUCUAUGCUAAAUUCAAGUUCCCUGAGGAGGAAUGAUCACCUGGUCAUGGACUGAAGUUGAGUGGGGAUUUAUCUACCCUAUCAACAGUUUUUCUUUUUUUUCCCUUUUUACUCAAUGAGAUGAUGAAAGCACAGUUCAGUGCUCACAUGAAGGGGAGUAUACAGCUAGAAACCGCCUAUGAAUUGAAAUCACAUAUAUUAUUCCAGACAUGAAGAAAUCUAGCAGAAGAAGCCUGAUUUCAUUUUAGUUUGUGGACACUGCGGGAUUAAUUCCAUUUCAUAAAUAUACUCAUCUGUAAGCACAUCUAUUAAGUUAGUCUCUCCUGCAAAAACUCUGCAGUGUCAGCUAACAUUUAUUGCCAGCAGAACAGCUGUGUACGAAUUAUCUUUUGCUGGUAUCUCAGAUUCGUUAGGGAACAAGUCCAAAAUCGUGUUACCAAUGCAUGUCAAGUCUAGUGUAAUGAGAUUUGUAGUUUCUCAUUUCUACCGACAUAAAGCCUCCACCAUGAAUCCUAAAAAAUGAAGGUAGAAGUAGAGUGAAGGAACAAUUGGUAUGCACAGAGCACAGGCUGAUAAUUGGCUGACAAAUGGAGACAUACAUUACAUCACUUCGCGGAGCAUCCAAGUGUUGGAGGUAUGGAUGCUACAUACUGUAGGCUCUUUUGUAAAUUUUCCAGUUAAACUAGUAUGGCAGGGUGUUUUCUCAGGCUUAAGGAAGUCUCAUACUUUAUUUCUUAAACUUGUUCUUUCAUCAUCACAAAAUGAGCUGCCUCCUCAUUUUAGGUCAGUAAUAAUGUAAAGCCAUAAAUCAUUUGAUAAGUUAUUUGAUACUGGACAAGAAGUUACAUUACACUGUAUGUAUGUGGGAUUUGUAAUGUAACAUGUAAAUUAAUGCUGUAAAAAUUCCAAAUAUAUUGCUGGACUAUCUCAGGGAUAUGGUGUAUAGGCUAUCCAGCUCAUGCUGUUGUCUAUAUCCUUUAUCAGUUUUAAUUGUUAUUAUUUGUUGAAACUUUGAUUUUAUUCUUCAUGCCGACUUUUAUUUAAUAAAACACCACCACAACCAUUA